CGCACCUGCAUGGACCUGCUCGACGCAGCUGACGAGUGGAGCCUACUCCUGAGUUUCUCACAGGCUCUAGCCACCGCUGCCAUUGCCAUUGUCGGCGCACUUCACACCGCUGCGCAGCGCCGCGAGCAGGCGUUGGCGCAGCGGCGCAGCCUCAUCCGCGAGGCGAGCGGCGAGGCGGACUUGUGCUUUGCUCAGGACUUCUUUGUGUGCCGAAUGUAUCGCGACAGUGAUGGCGUCCACGUGCUUCAAGAGGGCGACUUUGCUUCCAUCCUCAACGCAAAGGUCCUCUUCCCGCCGACGGCGUGGCACCGCGCAGCCCGCUCCAAACUCAUGAUUUUCCUCGAGUCGAUCCGCCCGAGUGCGCACUUGCUUGGAGGUGGUGGUCCGGUCGACUGCCUCGCCGGGCCGUACGACCCGUGCGUGGCGAGGAUCCGCCUGGCGAUGCAAGCGAUGGCGACAUUCUGGUCGCCGCAGCCGCCGCUCAAGUCACCCUGCACCGACGCGCACCGCAAUUUCAUACGUGACAGCUACGGUGGCGGAGAAGAAUGGGAGCUAGUCCUUGCGAUGCUGCACCAUAUUCGGCUGAGCGGGCGCCUCGACCACGCUGACGCGCCGCCGGUGCGGGCACAAGGCGGCGCGGCUGCGGGCGGCGCAACCACGAUGGUGUGAGCAGCGGUGACCGGCGAGAGAGAGACGACAGCAGGUUGUAGGCUAGGACCCGACGGGAUCGGGGGUGCGGAUGGAGGAGAUCUUUCUCGAGCCCAGGACCGCGAGGCUCUGAGACGUCUGCGAGUAGAGACGUGUCUGCGCGAGAGUAGUGAGUACCCUACGGCUGUGUCGUGUGUGAGUGUGUGAGUCCUUUUUCGUUUUUUUAGUUUUUAUCGUAUUAGUCAGUCCUC
Emiliania huxleyi CCMP1516 is the source of this 899-nucleotide messenger RNA. RefSeq lists its product as hypothetical. The transcript has a single exon. The coding region runs from base 10 to 669 and encodes 219 amino acids. The record is from RefSeq and is a predicted model, not a curated record. NCBI's taxonomy places the organism in Eukaryota, Haptophyta, Isochrysidales, Noelaerhabdaceae.